Mytilus californianus (California mussel) is the source of this 3544-nucleotide messenger RNA. Its product is annotated as toll-like receptor 4. Gene Ontology annotation, molecular function: transmembrane signaling receptor activity. Gene Ontology annotation, cellular component: membrane. Gene Ontology annotation, biological process: immune response; toll-like receptor signaling pathway. The record is from RefSeq and is a predicted model, not a curated record. The transcript has a single exon. Bases 183 to 2027 code for a protein of 614 amino acids. Lineage: Eukaryota; Metazoa; Mollusca; Bivalvia; Mytilida; Mytilidae.
ACUUAAGUGGUAUAGUAGUUGACAUUUGCAAACUUUUCAAUUGGACAGCAUUUUGUUUUACUUAGGACUACUUAACAGCGAGUAAUAGUUGAUGUGUGAAGAAAUGAUCCAAUGUAAAGAAACUGAAGCACGUUAUCGUUUAUUCUUAUGUCGUGUAUAAGCUAUGAAGAACAUGAUUAACAAUGCCGUGGUUCUUGAUUUAUAGCAUACUAUUUCUGGUGAAUUUUGAUUUUGAAAAAGGAGAAAAAAUUGUUAGUAAAUGCAAGAUCUUGUAUGAUAUUUCUCCUACAAGUGUAAUCUGUGGUGUGACGAGCAAAGAUCAAUGGUCCCUGGACGAUGUUCGUGGACUAAUGAACAAUACAAAGAAGUUUUACUUGGGAAACAAUCAAUUUACAUUGGAUAUAGAAUGUCAUGGUGGUGGGAAUAUAAGUAUUAGGCAACCAAUAAAAUUACCGGGAAUGACAUCAUUGACCGUUAGGAACUGUUAUAUCACCGAUUAUUACGAUUAUGAUUUUUCACAAGAAGUUUUGUCGAUCAAAUCGGUACUGCAAAAUUUGAAAUUUACCAACUGCAAAAUAGAGCACAGACACUCGGUUCAUGUGAAACACAUUCAGAAAAAUUUUGAAAAGUUAUUGGCAUAUGAGAAAUGUCAAAUAUCCAACACUUUACGUAAUUUUAUUUUUCAAAAUAGUUCUUUCAUUGAUCUUGAACGGUCUUUUACCUCAAAGAUACCAAAAGAAGAGGAGUAUUAUAAAAAUGAACUAAAACGGCAUGAGAAAUGUGCUCAUAACAAUCUCACGUAUAUUGAAAUGUCAUCUCUGGACAGAUUCAUCGCCGAAGUAAUGAUUAACGACUUAUUACAAAACGGCAUAUUUAACUCCUUGAAUGUAAUUAACAUGACUAAUAAUGAUUUAGCUCUGGCUCCGAGUAGUUUAUUCACAGACUCUAUGUACGAAACUGUUGAUAGAUUGGAGCAAGUUGAUCUUUCCAGGAACAAGAUUGAGGACAUCAGCUUUCUUUUCAUACCUAUUAUGUUCAAUGGUCAACUGAACGUUGAUUUGACAAGAAAUAUAAUAACUGAAAUAUCCAAUCAAGACAUGAAGAAGUUAAAAUCGUUUUCUCGCUUAAGAAAUAGAGUUAACAUAAAAGAAAACCCGCUUAUUUGUACGUGUAACCAAAAAUUAUUUUUUGAAUUUAUUGCUGAGAUUAAUGACAAGAACUGGAAGCAAUAUACAUAUCUUAAAUCAAUGCAGUGUUUAGAUCAAGAAAGCGAAACAAAAAUGAAAAACAUAUCUGAAUAUGCAUACGAAGGUAUGUGUAAGAAAACUGAUAGUUCAGGUGUCAGUGAGGGAAUCUUUGAAAGGAAUAAAUAUUCUAUUAUCGGAUUUUCGCUUGUUAUUCUUGCCAGUGUUUUCGCGUGUCUACUUUAUAAAUACAAAUAUAGAAUUGCACAACUGUACAGAGCAAAAACUACCGUUCAGUGUCAUUGUCCGGAUAACCCCAAACAUUACGACGCUUUUAUUUCAUACAGCUCGUCAGAUGAACGAUGGGUUUACGACAUUUUGUACAAGAGAUUGCAAUCGUUUUUACCAGAUGUCAGCAUUUGCCUGCACCACAAAGAUUUCAUACCCGGCGCAUGCAUAGCAGAAAAUAUCAUCAACAGCGUUGAGAAUAGCAGAUAUACACUGCUAGUUCUGUCAUCAAAUUUCAUCGAAAGUGAAUGGUGCCAAAUGGAAUUUCAGAAGGCUUUUCACCAAACAUUGAAACACCGACGCCACUUAUUAGUGUUGCUCAUUGAAGACAUUGACUUUACUUUGUUAGACUAUGAUCUUAGAUUUUUCCUGGAAACCUAUACAUAUCUCAAAUAUUCCGAUAAACUAUUCUGGCAAAAACUUACAGGAACAUUACAGAUGUCAACAAAAGGCGAUAAGACAAGACAGAUGUCAACAAAAGGUGAUAAGAUAAGUCACUCGAGUAAUCCAGCGUGUAAGCAACUUCUUCCACCAGACUAUGAGUCGUGUGUUUAAAAUUAAAAUGGAUUAAAACUGAUACCGGUGAUGUCUAUAAAAAGUUUUUAUUGGUUUAUUUGUAUGGUUAUAUGUCGCUGAUUACUUUUUAUAGUUGUGAAAUACAUUGUGUGCCUCUCAUGUCACACAUGUAUAUAUAUAUAUAUAGUAUACCCUUUGCUAUGAGGACAAUAGCAAGUUUAUUGUCUCCGAGACACAACUAUUUCCAGAUGCGACGGCUAACCGCAAAAACAGGCACUCCGUUCUUUAAUUUGUUGGUUAACAGACUUUUAUUCGGAAAAGUAUGAGUCGAUUCGUCGGGGAAAAAUCAAAUCAUUUCUAUUCAUGUAUACAAUACUAUGCUGAUAUUUGUUUUAUAAAUUUUAUAUUUCUGUGGUCAUGAAAAUUGAGUUGCACAAAUUUGUAUGAAGUGAACGUUUUAAAAUACAGUAGACAUUAGGGUUUUGGUCUGGUUUUGCUGCUGUUUACUCAACAUGGGAAUGCCAUAGUGUGAGCGGGUCAUAUUGUCCAAUGAACACAUGUUCUUAUUUACAAUUAUCUUGAAAACUAUACUAAAGGAAAAUUAUAAACAAACAAUCAAGAUCUACAAUUAAGUCAACAUAUCUCAAAUUGUUGAUUGACAUUAAAUGGUGAUUUUUACACAUUUUGCAUUUUUUCUUCAACAGCCUGAAAAUUUAUGAUAUGAAAACAACAAAUAUAAUCAGCAAGAUAAGAUGUAGAAAAAUAAAUACACGUGAUCAAAAUAAUCAAUGGACUCUUUAUCAGAGUUAUUGCCCUUUAACGACAAUGUUAAACCGUGUUCAUCAUUCUUUACUAGUAACUGUAAUAAAGAAAACUGGUCGGCAAAAGAAGAAAAAGAAAAUUAAGCAACACGAAAAUUAUCAGUUGAAUCGAUUCACACGUCUGUUAUUGUCUAAAAUGAAUAUACAUUCACUUUUUUUAGAAAUGUUCUCGUCGUGGAUCAAUCCUGGUCACACUGAUUGAGUGCGUGAAAGAUAGCUGUGAUUGUUGGUCAUGUAUUAAUGAUGCAUGUUUUUGCUAUGUGCGCGUUUCCUUGCACAUGGGAGCCUCUGUCUUGCUUUAAUUUUCACUUGUCACACAGUUAUUCGACAAUUUUACAACUUGUUAAUGCUUCCUCCUUUGCUGUUGACUUUAUGCAUGGUGUAGCUGUUUAGCAAAAUGUUUCUUCGCGCACCUAUUGAUAAUUCAAACAUUAUACAUUUCAACAUGUUUCAAAAUAUUUUACUUAUGCUUAACAAUGCCUUUAUUUUCAAAAUGACCUUGCUACAAAGUAUUCCAUAUGUGAUGAUGCAAGUUUUUUCUAAUAUGAUUUGUGAAUUCUUUUUUUAUUCAAAUGUAUCAUUAGACUUUAGUGUUCCCAUAAGUGGACGAUCGUUUUUAAAGCAUGCUGUAUGUUAUAUUUUAAAGUUUUCAGAUUAUUUAAUGUUGUCAAAGUUUCAUCUAAGAAUAUUGAAAAGAAUUUUCACCAAUAUUUUAUUAAAUAGUUUGUUUACAUG